This is a messenger RNA of Leishmania braziliensis MHOM/BR/75/M2904, 1122 nucleotides long. RefSeq lists its product as hypothetical. The annotation marks the transcript as partial. The transcript has a single exon. The record is from RefSeq and is a predicted model, not a curated record. Gene Ontology annotation, cellular component: Golgi apparatus. Lineage: Eukaryota; Euglenozoa; Kinetoplastea; Trypanosomatida; Trypanosomatidae.
AUGGCCGACAGCCCCACCCUUCCCUACGUCUUGGGAAUCGGCACUGCGCCAACCUCUACAAUUCAACUUCUAGGGUACGUCGCCGCCGCCGUUAUAUGCAUACUGCUCGAGUACGUCCUGCAAGUCCUCCCGCGAUGCCGCAGAUUUGCCGCCACCCGUCUCAACGAGCUCCUUGCGGCAGGACGAGAGAUAAUGCGGCCGCCCCGUAGCCUCAGUAAAACAGCUCGGUGCGUCACCGUACUGCUGCGCCAGUGGGAGGUCUUUACGGUUCCUGGCAUCACCUUUGUGCUGCUAUACGUGUGCACCAUCACAAGCCUUCUGCAUCUCUACCGCUUCCACAACAACCCUGAUAAUAUUCAGCUGUGGACCUACCAAGAGACGCACUUUGACCUCACAACGAUGGGGCCCUCACUCGUCUCCCCUGUGCACGACCCGCGCUCCUUGAGCCCGCACGGCCCGCGGUCGAGCCGCACGCUUGCGCACUUCUGCGGCAGACCCACGGCAAGCAGCUACGACGGCUACACCGGCGCGCCGCACGCGGCGUACAUCCACCACGACGUGGAGCGCGACCGCUACGUGGUGCGCACCUUCGGCCGCGGUGGCACGCGCGUGGACGAGCGGCGACGCAGCGGUGUGGGCCGCAGCACCUACGAGGCCUUCUGCGCCGCGCCGCGCCGCGUGCAGCUUGGCACGCCACUGGCGCCGUCGCCGUGGCUCGACGGCGAGGCCAACUGGCAGCUGGGCGACGCCGGCGCAGCGCCGCGGCACGCCGUCAACGGCGCCUUCCGUUUUGCUGUGCAGCCCCUCGCCGUGCCGCACGCAGCGGCCGCGGCAGUAGCCAGCAAUGCCACCGCCAGCCGCAGCGCCGACGCGGACUUCACCAAGGCGGACCAGGGCCUGCGCACGCACUACCGCCGCUACACGCGUGACGAGCUGCUGCAGCGCCACGCGCACCUCGACUUCAUCUACUCCUACGUCAACGGCAGCGACAUCACGCGCGGCUACACGAAGCCGUUUGCGAAGACGUGGGAGUGCUGGAACAUGAUCGCAUCGGUGCAGCUGCUGUGGGGCGAGAUGCAGCGUGCGGCCGACAUUGGCGCCGACGCACCGCCGCUGCCGAGG